Molecule: messenger RNA, 1233 nt
Organism: Diaporthe citri
Lineage: Eukaryota; Fungi; Ascomycota; Sordariomycetes; Diaporthales; Diaporthaceae
Exons: 3
Coding region: 1-1233 (410 amino acids)
Molecular function (GO): hydrolase activity
Source: RefSeq, a predicted model, not a curated record
AUGAUCCUGGGACCGGUGUCAUACCUCGACUGCAUUGUGUUCUGCAUCUUCCUCACGCCGCAGCUGAUACUCAACGUCGGCCUGUUCGAGACCGUGCUGACGGUGCUACAAGUGCUCCCGUUCUUAGUCUUUGAACUACCUGUGACCUUCCUCUACGAGCGCUACUUGUUGAAGAAGGAGGACCAACCAGCCUUCGUCCAGCAGGCCUCCCCCUUUGAGGACUUUGUGGUCCGCUGUGUACGGUAUGCCUUCGCCAACAUUCCUCCAAAGGUCGGCCGUGUUUUCUUCGGUAAGAAGGUCGCGCUGCCAUGGUUGAGAUGGCGCUUGCUCCGCCAUGGCCACCUCAGAUCACCCAUCUUCUGGAAGGGGUACAAGGACGAGCACAUCCGAGGCGUGUGGGCCAUCCAUGAUCCUGCGAGAAGGCCAGACAUAAUCAUAUACUAUGCUCAUGGCGGAGGCUUUAGCAUGGGCUCACCAUAUUUCUACCUCGAGUUUCUCCUCACCUGGCUCUCGCUCUUGAAGCAAGCAGGCUACAAGAACCCGGCUGUUUUCGGCCUGGACUAUACCCUCGUGCCCGACUCCAGCUUCCCGACCCAGCUCGCCGAGAUGGUAAGUGGGUACGAGCAUGUUCUCGGCAUGGCUGGCAGCGACCCGUCCAUCGUCUGUGUCGCAGGAGACUCGGCGGGAGGAACGCUGACUCUGAGCUUGCUGCUGCACCUCGCACAUCCCGUGUCGGCCACCAAAGGCAGGCACUUGCCAGAGGAUUCGCGCCAUCUCGAGAAGCCUGGCAUGGCUGUCCUCAUCUCGCCGUGGCCGACUCUCCAGUCUGCGUUGUACCAGAACAACCGCAGCGACUUCCUUGACGUGCCGGCGCUGCAUCUUUACGCUGCUCAGUAUGCGGGCAGGGUCGAUCUGCUCGACGACCCUGUCGCGUCGCCUGGGAAUUGUACGAAACUGGCGUGGUUGAAAGAGGCAAGUCCGAUGAAGGGGAUGCACAUAGUGUACGGGAAGGAAGAAGUGUUUGCGCCUGAGAUCGAGCAAUUCGUGCAGAGGAUGGAUAAGGCUGGGACGCUUGUCACCAGCCAAGGUGAGAAAGGCGGAAUACAUGCGUGGCCCGUCGCAUCACUGUUUCUCAGCGGCACGGAGGAACAGAGGAUGAAAGGCCUUGGGGGCAUUGUCAAGGAGAUCAGGAACCGUGUUCCACCAUCCAAGAAUUAUAAGUAUGCAGGUUGA